UUUGAUUUAUUGAAACAACGGGUUAUUGAUCUUGAGGCUGAGAAUGUGAAGCUAAAACAAAUUAUUGAAGAAAACGCUAAACGCGAAGCCGAGAACGUUAACCUUAAGAUGGAACUAGAAAAAAAUAAAAAAGAUAUCACCUAUCUCUCAGCUGAAAAUUCUGAGCUUAAAAUCAAAGUAGCAAAAUUAAGCUGUGAUUUCGAGGAAAUAAAAUAA
This is a messenger RNA of Paraglomus brasilianum, 216 nucleotides long. The record is from the annotation of a GenBank genome assembly. Lineage: Eukaryota; Fungi; Glomeromycota; Glomeromycetes; Paraglomerales; Paraglomeraceae.